Canariomyces notabilis is the source of this 1247-nucleotide messenger RNA. Its product is annotated as RTA1-domain-containing protein. Lineage: Eukaryota; Fungi; Ascomycota; Sordariomycetes; Sordariales; Chaetomiaceae. The record is from RefSeq and is a predicted model, not a curated record. The transcript has 3 exons. Gene Ontology annotation, cellular component: membrane. Bases 267 to 1163 code for a protein of 298 amino acids.
CUACAGCCCAGUUUAAGUUAUGCCGUCGCAGCACUUAUACGCGUGUAUCAGGGAUGGACGAUCCGAAGAUGGUUGCUAUCUGCGACCUCAAACAGGAGAAAUAUCUAGUAUAAGAAAGCCUGUUGAUGCCAACUUGAUCUCUGCAAACGAAUUGCGAGGCCAUCUUUUAUCGCUGCUUCAGUUUCAUUCGGAUCCCCUACACACCCAGGCAGCGCCGAAUCCACCUCCUCCGGCACUCCCAUAUCCAUAUACACACGGCGGCAACGAUGUAUACGACCGAGCUGCUCCCGAGAGGAGAACUCAAACCGUACCGAGGCAACUACUACCUGUGGCAAUAUGUUCCAUCUUUGCCCGCUGCCAUCAUAUUCACCAUCAUCUUCCUGGUCUUAUCCGUCGCCCAUACCUGGAAAAUGUGCAAGAAGCGGAUGUGGUUCUGCCUUCCCUUUGUCAUUGGUGGUUAUUUUGAAGUCAUCGGCGUUGCCGCCCGAGCCGCGGCCGAAAGCAAGACGGACGUGCUCAUGCCCUACAUCCUCCAGUCCAUCCUGACCCUGGUGGCGCCGUCGCUGUUUGCCGCGUCCAUCUACAUGACCUUGGGCCGCAUCAUGCGAGGACUCGGGUCCGCAGCCGAGUCGCUGUCCAUUAUCCCUGUCCGGUGGCUCACCACCAUCUUCGUGGUUGGCGACGUCUUUUCAUUUCUCAUGCAGGGCACAGGCGGCGGCAUGAUGGCGACCGAAGGCAGGCAAAAGCUCGGGGAGAACAUCAUACUGGGAGGGCUGAUUGUCCAAAUCAUCUUCUUCGGCUUGUUUGUUGUCGCCGCCGUCAUCUUCCACGUCCGCUUCUCUCGGUACCAGUACAGCAGCAUGGCGCUCGGUGGUUCGCGUUCCAACUCGGCCGACACGUUCGGUUGGAAUGGCAUGCUGAACAUGCUGUACGCCACGUCGGCCCUCAUCCUGGUUCGCUGUAUCUUCCGCAUCGUCGAGUACAUUAUGGGCCACGACGGAUACCCCCUGAAGAAUGAGUGGACGUUUUAUGUCUUUGAUGCCACGCUGAUGGCCCUUACUAUGGCCGUAUUUUAUUGGUGGUAUCCGUCCAGCAUUCAACGGUCGCGCAAGUUUCGGGCCGAGAGCGGCACCGAGAGCAGCAUUGGUAUGAUGGAAAGGUAGAUUGGCAGCCAACUCUGGUGCGAGAGCAUGUUUACAUUGUUUCAGACUGGCUAGACGUGAGCAAUAGCAACAUGAACUUCCGGC